Messenger RNA from Ilex paraguariensis (yerba mate), 1119 nucleotides. The record is from the annotation of a GenBank genome assembly. Lineage: Eukaryota; Viridiplantae; Streptophyta; Magnoliopsida; Aquifoliales; Aquifoliaceae.
AUGGCUAUGGAGAAUGAUAAUACUGUUGUUUCUGAGAGUUACAGCAGGUAUAUGAUUGUUAGGCCUGAAAAUGGUGGGAUUUUCGACCUCUUACGGUUCUGGGUAUCGGCAGACAAAAGGGGCGCUGCUAAGUUUAUCGAAAGCUCUGACUAUGGCGUCCUUGCGGAGGAGCUGGGUGGUGGUGAUGUGACGGCGCCUGACCAUCGAUGGGUGAUAUUCGUGUCUAUAAUAGUGAGGAAAAUCUUAUCCCUUUCUGGGAAGCCCAUGGAAUGGAUUGGCUACUUGAUCGAGUUUGUUCUUAAUCUUUUCUCCCUCAAUGGCAACCUCCUCGGUUUACUCUGCAACCUUCUCCAUGGAAAGGUAGUGAUGCCACAAAGAGGAUCUGAGACUUUUAUAAGCUUAAUAGGGCAUAUAGAUGGGCGAAUAGAUCUAUCUAGGACCGGUUCAGAGGAAGACACUGAUGAAACUUCUUUUGGGGAGAGAAGCAUGAAAGCAGAAAUUGGAAAUUGGCCUCUUAUGGACCUCUGUAUGAUGGCUGCCAAAUUAUCCUACGAGAAUGCCAAAGUCGUAGAAAAUGUUGUAAAUCAUCACUGGAAGGCAUGUCCUUUUUAUCAUUGCUCUAUGCAUUUUGUGGAGUUCUACAACUGCUGGAACGGCUCUUCAGAAGGUUCUGAAUCACGAUCCUCAUCUAUUGAUUCGGACACACAACAUGGUGGAGGGGAUCAGUCUUCUGAUUUUGAAGGACCAUCUAGUACUGGAGAGACGAAGCUCACACCAGAGAUGAUAGAGAUGACUGCAUACUUUUGUGUGAAAAGUGUGCUCAAGAGCUUACUGACAGAGCACAAGAAUGCCAAAUUUGUGAAAGUGGAUGAAGAGCCAAACCCGAACUACUUUGGGUUGCGAUACCUAAUUCCAGCAUACCUGAAUGCUGUUUGGGAGCUGAUAAGAAGUUUGGCUAUGGGGUACGUAAAAGGGCCGGAAUAUAAGGAGUGCUGGGAAUCCAUUCUGUUCAGGAUAGUAGGACUGGCACUCCCUGGUAUUUCUGCACACAGUCCCAUGGAUUACGUCAACUCUGUAAGGCUUGGAAGGGGUAGAACUAUUCGUAUGUCCUCCUUAUAA